Messenger RNA from Myripristis murdjan (pinecone soldierfish), 813 nucleotides. It is a transcript of the gene lbx1b, whose product is annotated as ladybird homeobox 1b. Gene Ontology annotation, molecular function: sequence-specific double-stranded DNA binding; DNA-binding transcription factor activity, RNA polymerase II-specific. Gene Ontology annotation, cellular component: nucleus. Gene Ontology annotation, biological process: regulation of transcription by RNA polymerase II. Lineage: Eukaryota; Metazoa; Chordata; Actinopteri; Holocentriformes; Holocentridae. The transcript is spliced from 2 exons. The record is from RefSeq and is a predicted model, not a curated record. Bases 1 to 813 code for a protein of 270 amino acids.
AUGACAUCCAAAGAAGUGGCCAAAUGUGAUGCAGUGGAAACCAGGAGGCGAAGUCCGCUGGACCACUUGCCCCCUCCUGCCAACUCCAACAAGCCGCUGACCCCGUUCAGCAUCGAGGACAUCCUGAACAAACCCUCCGUGAAGCGAAGUUACACAAUCUGCGGGACGGCUCAUCUGAUUUCCUCGUCUGAGAAGCACCGUCCGUCCAGCAUCCCCCUGUCCAGCCGGGCUCUGCUCACCCAGACCUCCCCGCUCUGCGCCCUGGAGGAACUGGCCAGCAAGACCUUCAAGGGGCUGGAAGUCAGUGUUUUACAGGCUGCGGAAGGGAGGGACGGGAUGACUCUUUUCGGCCAGAGAAACACCCCGAAGAAGCGUCGGAAGUCUCGAACGGCGUUCACCAAUCACCAAAUCUACGAGCUGGAGAAGCGCUUCCUCUACCAGAAGUAUUUGUCUCCCGCCGACCGGGACCAGAUCGCGCAGCAACUGGGUCUGACAAACGCCCAGGUCAUCACGUGGUUUCAGAACCGGAGGGCAAAGCUAAAGAGGGACUUGGAGGAGAUGAAGGCUGACGUGGAGUCGGCCAAGGCCAUCGGCCAGGUCCCCUUGGAGAAACUCGCCAAGCUCGCGGACCUGGAGAAAUGCGCCAACGGGACGCUCGGUCACUCGCGGGCCGAAUCCCCCGCACGGGGCGGCCAGCAGGAGCACGAGCUCGCUCAAAAACUGCGGAUGUCCCCGCUGUCUCCGUUCUCAGACCACACAACUAGUAAAGAGUGCUCGGAAGACGAGGACGUAGAGAUUGAUGUGGAUGACUGA